Aspergillus costaricaensis CBS 115574 is the source of this 1610-nucleotide messenger RNA. Its product is annotated as putative aldehyde dehydrogenase. The coding region runs from base 24 to 1526 and encodes 500 amino acids. The transcript is spliced from 4 exons. The record is from RefSeq and is a predicted model, not a curated record. Gene Ontology annotation, molecular function: aldehyde dehydrogenase (NAD+) activity. NCBI's taxonomy places the organism in Eukaryota, Fungi, Ascomycota, Eurotiomycetes, Eurotiales, Aspergillaceae.
CAAAAAGCAAAUCAAAAUACAAAAUGGCUACCGUCACCCUUACUGGCGCCAAAGGCCGCCAAAUCCAAGUCCCGACCACCCUCUUCAUCAACAAUGAAUUCACCCCGGCCUCCACCAACGAGACCCUGACCAUCGAGAACCCCUCCACCGGCACCCCACUCGCAACCGUCUCCUCCGCCAGCCCAGCGGACAUUGACCGCGCCGUGCAUUGCGCCACACAAGCCCUCCCCGCAUGGAAAGCCACUCCGGGCGCCCUCCGCGGCGCCCUCCUGCACAAACUCGCCGAUCUGAUAGAGCGCGACGCGGAGGACUUCGCAUCCCUUGAAGCUUUGGAAGGCGGGAUGCUCUACACAGACAGCAAGGCCAUGACCAUGCCCCAAGCCAUUUCUACCCUCCGCUACUACGCCGGCUGGGCCGACAAGAUCGACGGCAAGACGCUGCAUCUCCCUGACGGUGGAGUGGGGUAUACUUUCCGCGAGCCACUAGGUGUUUGCGCCGCCAUUGUCCCCUGGAAUGCGCCUCUAAUGAUCACAAUCUGGAAACUCGCCCCCGCACUAACAGUGGGAAACUGCCUCAUCAUCAAACCCUCCGAACUAACCCCCCUGUCUGCCCUAAAACUCGCCUUCCUCAUCCGCGAAGCAGGCUUCCCCGCCGGCACAGUAUCUAUCCUCCCCGGCGACGGCGCCAAAGCCGGCAACGCUCUCUCCACGCACCCAGCUAUCCGCAAACUCUCCUUCACGGGAUCCACUGUCGCCGGGCGCGCCAUCCUGCGCGCCUCGGCAUCCAGUAACCUGAAGAAAGUUUCCCUCGAGCUGGGGGGUAAAGGCCCCUCGAUCGUAUUCUCCGACUGCGAUCUAGCCAAUGCGCUGCUAUGGACGCGUAUCGGAAUCACGGCGAACAACGGACAGAUCUGUGCGGCGGGGUCGAGGAUCUAUGUCCAGCGGGAGAUUUACGAGAAGUUUCUGGAAGAGUACGCACGGUUAUCUAAAGAGGACAAGCCCGUGAUCGGGGAUGCAUUGGAUGAGAAGACGACGAAGGGGCCAGUGUCCAGUGCGGCGCAGUUGCAGAAGAUCUUGGAGUAUGUGGAGGAGGGGAAGAAGAGAGGAGUGAGGGUGUUGUUUGGGGGAGAGAGGAUCGGCGAGAAGGGGUAUUUCGUCCAGAAUACGGCGUUUGCGGAUGUGGGGCAGGGGGAGAGGAUGAUGAGGGAGGAGAUUUUCGGACCAGUUGCUUGCAUCGCCCCCUUCGACACCGAAGAAGAGGCCAUCAAAUUGGCCAACGACACCGCGCACGGACUCAGCGCCGCCGUCUUCACUAACGAUGUGAACCGCGCGCAUCGCGUCACUGCAGGUAUCGAGUCCGGACAGGUCACUGUCAACGCAUGGGCGAUGCUAGCGUCGAAUAUGCCGUUCGGAGGAGUAAAGGAGAGUGGAUUUGGACGGGACAUGGGUGAAGAGGCAUUGGAGGGAUGGACGACAGUCAAGGCGGUAAAGUAUAACAUUCUGCCUCCAGCGGCCGCGAAGCUGUAACUUACAUAGUGUUGUGUGGUCAAAUUCAUGAUAAAGACAAUAAUAAUACACUUGAGGGAGAGGGGGUUAAUGCAAAUAAAAAGG